Messenger RNA from Topomyia yanbarensis, 3143 nucleotides. Its product is annotated as zinc finger protein 226-like. The transcript has 2 exons. The record is from RefSeq and is a predicted model, not a curated record. The coding region runs from base 1494 to 2702 and encodes 402 amino acids. NCBI's taxonomy places the organism in Eukaryota, Metazoa, Arthropoda, Insecta, Diptera, Culicidae. Gene Ontology annotation, molecular function: DNA-binding transcription factor activity, RNA polymerase II-specific; RNA polymerase II cis-regulatory region sequence-specific DNA binding. Gene Ontology annotation, biological process: regulation of transcription by RNA polymerase II.
AAUGUUUUUAUUUACUACGGCUUGUGUUGAGCAUCAAUGGACAAUAUUUUAAGAGUACUUAUUCCAAAGGUUCUAAGUUACAUUCAGCUCGCAGUGAGAAAUCGAGGUUAAAGUUCCGUGGACCUAAACCAAAUCCAUGUUUGAAAUGUGUUUUGAUGGAACAAUUUGUUUUUAAACUAUUUUUUUUUUUCUUUUUUGUAACUUUAUUUGUACAAUAUGCAUUUAUUGCAAUUUAAAUAGCUUCCUUGGCCUGAUUCAAAGUCUGUAUUAACAGGUUAUCGUGCUUAAUAAAAUUACAAAUUUAAUAUAGUCUAAGGGCUAUAAUUUUUAGGUAAAUAAUACAGAAUAAUAUCAAAUGUUCAGUGCUAAUAAAGUUUUUAAUCCCUUUGCGUCAUUUUGAAACUUAUAAGACCUUUUACAUAGGUCUUUGUGUCGGGCCCAAGAAUCAUUCAACGCUACAAAUAAAGCUUUUUUCAGCAAAAGUAUGUAUAUUAAAUUUUUUCAAGGUUUUAGACAAAAUGAGUACCGGUCUACUAAUAUUUUCUAUUGCUAUCGAAAAUUUUUGCACUGGAUUUAAAAAAAGGCAUGAAGAAAAAAUGCGGGAAAAUUUAUAUUAACCAAUCAUUGGCUGGAAGUGGUUAAGAUCAAUGACUGACAAGUUACUUCAGAAUAAACGAGGUUUUCAAUUAUAAUUUAAUUUAUUUUACUUUUCAAAUUUAAAAAUAUGUCGCAUGAGCAAAAGCAAAUUUGUUUUAUUUUGAUGCUUAGGACGGUUUCACUAUACACUCAGGUUUUUUUUUACGCGGGGGAUACGAGCCGCGUAAAUGAAAACCGCGUAAAUUUCAAAAUCCGCGUAAAUGAAAACCGCGUAAAUUUCAAAAUCCGCGUAAAUGAAAACCGCGUAAAUUUCAAAAUCCGCGUAAAUGAAAACCGCGUAAAUUUCAAAAUCCGCGUAAAUGAAAACCGUGUAAAUUUCAAAAUCCGCGUAAAAAAAACCGCGUAAAAAAAUACCGCGCAAAAAAAACCGCGUAAAAAAAACUUGAGUGUAUACAUAUGUGCAGGGGAAAAUCAGAAUGAAAUGAAUCUUGCGUCGUUUUUGCAAGGCAAUUACAAUUUUGAACGAUUGCAGAAGCGUUGAAAUAUUUCACGGAUUAUGUCCCUUCAAUUUAUAAGAUCUCAACUUUACCUGGGGAGUAAUCCAUUUUCAUUACAAUUUAAGAAGUCACUAUAAUGAUUUUGCCAAUUUUUCAGUACAUAUCGAAAUUCGAUUGUUUUAACUAGAAUAUUAUGCAAAAAGUUUAGCUGUAAAUGUGGAAACGAUCGAAUGAUGUACACCGCAAAACAAGUUUUCGACGAGACGCCUCCGGAAAUUCACUGUCACUCGUCAAAUUUUCAGUAUCUUGCGAUGAAAUUUUGAGAAACUAAGGACUGAUACUAACAGCAGUCUCUCAAUACUGUCGGAAUCACGGUGGGAGCUUAGGGAUCAGAUAGACAUGUCUUCAAAGCAAAGGAAGCAAACCAACAGUGAGCUAUGUGGACAAGCAUCCCUUCAGAAUUGUGCCCUGGAGCGAGUUGCGUUGACCGACAUUGACAAGCGGUCGUACAAAUGCGAUAUAUGUAGCAAAUCAUUUAAUAAGGAGAGUAUUUUGAACAGACACAGAAAGAUUCACAGUAAUGAACAACCGCAAUGUGAGAUAUGUGGCAAAGGAUUCGUUCGGAAGUUUCACGUGGAGCAACAUAUGGCAACUCACACUGGUGAGCGACCAUAUAAAUGUGAUAUAUGUGGCAAAUCAUUUACACGUCAGAGUAAUUUAAUUUUGCACACACAUAUUCAUAGUAAUGAACGUUCGCAGAAGUGCGAUGUAUGUGGAAAAGAAUUUCUUCAUAAGCUCAACCUGAAGAAACAUCUGUUACGCCACACUAAUGAGCGACCGUAUAAAUGUGAUAUAUGUGACAAAGGAUUCGUUCGGAAGUCUCACGUGGAGCAACAUAUGGCAACUCACACUGGUGAGCGACCAUAUAAAUGUGAUAUAUGUGGCAAAUCAUUUACACGUCAGAGUAAUUUAAUUUUGCACACACACAUUCAUAGUAAUGAACGUUCGCAGAAGUGUGAUGUAUGUGGAAAAGAAUUUCUUCAUAAGCUUAACCUGAAGAAACAUCUGUUACGCCACACUAAUGAGCGACCGUAUAAAUGUGAUAUAUGUGACAAAGGAUUUCUUGAGAAUUCUCUUCUUCAGCAACACGUGUUAACUCACACUGGCGAGUGGCCACACAACUGCACGAUAUGUGGCAAAGGAUUCGUUAAGAAGUUUGAUGUAAAACAACAUAUGGUAACUCACACUGGUGAGAGACCGUAUAAAUGUGAUAUAUGUGACAAAUCAUUUAAACAUCAUAGUUACCUAAAUGUGCACACAAAGAAUCACAGUAAUGAACAAUCGCAUAAAUGUGAGAUAUGUGGUAAAGGAUUCGUUCAGAAAUAUCACGUGGAGCAACAUAUGGUAACUCACACAGGCGAGUGGCCGCACAAAUGCGAGAUAUGUGGCAAAGGAUUCGUUAAGAAGUUUCAUGUGAAACAGCAUAUUGUAACUCACACUGGCGAACGACCGUAUAAAUGUGAUAUAUGUGACAAAUCAUUUAAACGUCAAAGUUACCUAAAUUUGCACAAAGAGUAUCACAGUAAUAAACAAUCGCAUAAAUGUUGAGAUAUGUGGUAAAGAAUUCGUUCAGAAGUCUCACGCGGAGCAACAUAUGGUAACUCACACUGAUGAGCAACCAUUUAAAUGUGAUAUCUAGAGCUUUAUUCAAAACGCCAUAUCUACAAUGAGUGUCUCUCUUUGUUUACUUUCUCUUUGGAUUUUUACGGCGUCACUAUAACACUUUUCACUUAUUCUACAGUAAAGAUCGAAAGAUGGUGGUUUUGACUAGCAUAUUAUGCAGAGUUGAGGGAUAAAUGUUAAAGCAACCGAAUUGUUAACAGAAGCGAAAAUAGUGAGAAUCACUCAUUGUAGAUGUCUUUUUGAAAAAACGCUCAAGAUAUAUGUGACACAUCAUUGUUACAUCACAUAUCAAAUAGCAAAUCAUAAUCCUGCAAAAAAAAAGAAUUUAUAAUAUAAUAAUGGAUUGAAUUUAAUAAUAAAAAUAUU